AUGGCUUCUCCCAACCACCACGGCUGGACGACCGAAGAAGACGUCUUCCUCUACCACCUCCUGCACUGCUACCUCAAGGGUAUUCUCGACGACGAGAGCCCUCCGCUGCUGCGGCAGUACCUUGCCCGAGAGCUCCAGUGCAAGCCACUGCGUAUUUCCAAGCGGCUCGCCAAGGGCCAGUGGCUCCUCGGCCACUACCUCGCGCACACCUUUGGCCGCGUCUGCUACGAGCCCGCGGCGACAUUCACGCAGGCCGACGUCGAGUCGCUCAACCAGGUCAAACUCGCCCGCAACCACUUUCACGUGGCGCUCCAGCGCAAACGGUCUGGUCGGCACCAGAAGACAACUGGUCGCAAGAUUCUCAGCAUCGCCGAGAUGAUCUAG
Messenger RNA from Saprolegnia diclina VS20, 384 nucleotides. RefSeq lists its product as hypothetical. Lineage: Eukaryota; Oomycota; Saprolegniomycetes; Saprolegniales; Saprolegniaceae. The transcript has a single exon. The record is from RefSeq and is a predicted model, not a curated record. Bases 1 to 384 code for a protein of 127 amino acids.